Messenger RNA from Laccaria bicolor S238N-H82, 702 nucleotides. RefSeq lists its product as uncharacterized. The transcript has 3 exons. The coding region runs from base 1 to 702 and encodes 233 amino acids. The record is from RefSeq and is a predicted model, not a curated record. Lineage: Eukaryota; Fungi; Basidiomycota; Agaricomycetes; Agaricales; Hydnangiaceae.
AUGAGUGGACCACCUCCGAUCAAUUACGCGACUCGCCCAAGGCACAGUGCUGGACGACGUUCAACACCUGCGGCGCCUGUCCGUAUCCUAUUGCCAACAUCUCCUUUGUUUCGUCCAGGGCCAGUGCAGGUUACGUAUGACAACCCCGGCAUUUUGGGCAUCCCCAGCGAGGAUCGGGGAAAGUUUCUUCCUCCAGGCAUUUAUCCUAUUGCCAGAUUAGCCGAUAUUCAACAGGAUGGAUUGGGUGAUAAUCAGCAGGAUGGAUUGGCCAAUACCCGACAGGAUGGAUUGGCUGAUCGUACGCCGGCUUUGUUGCCAGCGCGGCCACAGCAGACACAGGAUCGUUUCGCCAGCUCCUCCGAAGGCCCUUUCACUCACCCUGCUCCUUCUACACCUACUUGCUCGCCAGCGUGCCCAAACACUACUCCUCCGACACCGGCUUUCUCGCUAGCGCGGCCACGCCAGACACGGCCUAAGUACUACUCAGUUACUGUAGGCAGACGAUGCGGAGUUUUUACGGGGUGGACCUAUGUGCAUAGUCUCGUUAAUAGAGUCCCGGGUUCUGCUUGCUUUGGCUUCAAUUCUCGUGAAGAGGCUUUAGAGGAUUACCAUACCAUGAAGACACACGGUCGUGUUCACGUUUCUGGAAGGGUAGAAGGCGACGAGCAAGAGUUUGGACCUAUGUCCGAUGCCAUUAUGUAG